GCGGCCGUGCGAGCUCCCGCCCUCGCAGCUCUCCUCGCCGGCCGGCGGUCUAGGCGACCGUGCUCGGCUCGCGCGGCCCACGACCGCGCCCGGGCCUCGGCCCGCUAGGGCGCCCGCGCGGAUCGGCCGGGCCUCGCAGGCGAUGGCGGCCGCGGCGGCGCUCUCGGGCGCGGGCGCCCCUCCCGCGGGCGGCGGGGCCGGGGGCGGCGGAUCCCCGCCGGGCGGCUGGGCCGUGGCGCGGCUCGAAGGCCGGGAGUUCGAGUACCUCAUGAAGAAGCGUUCGGUGACCAUCGGGCGCAACUCGUCGCAGGGCUCGGUAGAUGUGAGCAUGGGUCAUUCGAGCUUCAUCUCGCGGCGCCACCUGGAGAUCUUCACGCCCCCGGGUGGCGGCCAUAGCGCUGCCUCCCCGGAACCCGCGCAGCCCCGGCCGGACGCGGGCGGCGACUUCUACCUGCGCUGUCUCGGCAAGAACGGCGUGUUCGUGGACGGGGUGUUCCAGCGGCGCGGGGCGCCGCCGCUGCAGCUGCCGCGCGUGUGCACUUUCAGGUUUCCGAGCACAAAUAUCAAGAUAACAUUCACAGCCCUGUCCAGCGAGAAGAGAGAGAAGCAAGAAGCCCCAGCGUCUCCGGUGAAGCCUGUGCAGCCACACAUCUCACCCCUGACCAUCAGCAUUCCAGACACCAUGGCCCACCUCAUCAGCCCCCUUCCCUCCCCAACGGGGACCAUCAGUGCUGCAAACUCCUGCCCAUCCAGUCCCCGGGGAGCAGGAUCUUCAGGGUACAAAAUGGGCCGUGUGAUACCAUCUGACCUCAAUUUAAUGGCUGACACUUCACAGCCAGAAAAUGAAAAGGAAGCUUCAGGUGGAGACAGCCCAAAGGAUGACUCAAAGCCACCUUACUCCUAUGCACAGUUGAUAGUACAAGCAAUUACAAUGGCUCCUGAUAAGCAGCUCACCCUCAAUGGAAUUUAUACACACAUCACUAAAAACUAUCCGUACUACAGGACUGCAGACAAGGGCUGGCAGAAUUCAAUUCGCCACAAUCUCUCUCUGAACCGUUAUUUCAUCAAAGUGCCACGUUCCCAGGAAGAACCAGGCAAAGGCUCCUUCUGGAGGAUAGAUCCAGCCUCCGAGAGCAAGCUGGUAGAGCAGGCUUUUAGGAAGAGACGGCCUAGGGGCGUGCCUUGCUUUAGAACCCCCCUGGGACCGCUCUCCUCUAGGAGUGCCCCAGCCUCUCCCAACCAUGCGGGAGUGUUGUCUGCUCACUCCAGUGGCGCCCAGACCCCUGAGAGCCUGUCGAGGGAGGGCUCCCCGGCCCCCUUGGAGCCUGAGCCUGGCGCCUCACAGCCCAAACUUGCCGUCAUCCAGGAGGCGCGGUUUGCCCAAAGUGCACCAGGGUCACCUCUCUCUAGUCAGCCUGUCUUAAUCACUGUCCAACGGCAGCUACCCCCGGCCAUUAAGCCUGUCACCUACACUGUUGCAACUCCAGUGACCACAUCCACCUCUCAGCCACCUGUUGUGCAGACGGUACAUGUUGUCCAUCAGAUACCAGCAGUGUCAGUCACCAGUGUGGCUGGACUGGCCCCGGCAAACACAUACACAGUUGCUGGACAAGCUGUGGUCACUCAGGCUGCGGUGCUGGCUCCUCCUAAGGCAGAACCACAAGAGAAUGGCGACCACAGAGAAGUCAAAGUGAAAGUAGAGCCUGUCCCUGCAAUUAGCCCAGCCACACUAGGCGCUGCUAGCCGAAUCAUCCAGACAUCACAGGGCACCCCUGUUCAGACAGUGACCAUAGUACAACAGGCGCCUUUAGGUCAACACCAGCUUCCAAUAAAAACUGUAACGCAAAAUGGAACUCAUGUGGUACCAAUGCCUACAGCAGUGCACAGCCAGGUGAACAAUGCAGUGGCGAGUCCUCUCCAUAUGUUGGCAACCCAUGCAUCAGCAUCAGCAUCCCUGCCCACAAAGCGCCAGAAUGGUGACCAGGCAGAACAGCCAGAGCUCAAGCGAAUUAAAGCAGAAGAUGGCGAAAGCAUUGUCAUUGCCCUGAGUGUGGAUGCGCCACCAGCAGCUAUGAGAGAAAAGGGGAUCCAGAACUAGCUGCUGGGAGACCUUUUCUUCAGACAUCAACUUUGUGGUGCCAAAAGGAGAGGCUGCCUCUUCCUGAAGCAGGGAGCGCAUCCUCAGUGGGUAAAGGGCCUGCGGUUGGACUUCACACCUCUUAGCACUGAAAACAUGAACCCAGGUGGCCUUAAAACUCCUUAAUUUAAAGACAAGUUACACUUGAACAGACCCACAACAGCAACCCUGGUUCCAGAGGUGGUGUCUCCUACAGAGCACUCGCUGGCCUGUCAUCUGUGGGCUCAGCUUUUACUACAAGCAAGAACUCCAGGUCAUGAAGGACUGAGUCUCUUGUGCGGAUGCAGCACAUGCUGCAUGUGGAUCUCUCUGACUGUCCUUUAAGGGACAGAGCCACAGCCAUCUGCUGCCCUCAUAGGACCUGAUGGCUGCGGCCGAGAGACAAGACAGUAUUUUGUUGACUACAUGUGGGAUUAGAAUACUUGGAAAUGUCCUUUCUUUACUAAAUAAUGGGGUCUUUGACAUUUCAUACCACUCCAUUUCUACUCUGGAAAUUUGAGAUUCAUUUGGGGGACAGAACGUCACUCUGUUUGUUUCUGUGGUUUGUUUUCAGCCCUUGGGAUGGUUUGCUCUAGUCUGUCCUGCCUGUGUUUGGGUUGCACUCCCUUAGGAUACCUACUUGCCCAUUUCCGUUCAGAGCAGUUACCUGAUGAAUUUGACCUACCCUGUGCCAUUGUAGAGGGUGGGUGGACUGAGGCUGCAUGGACCCAUGAGGCCAGGGGGCAUGGGGCAAGGGACCCUGGGAGUAUUCUAGCCUUCGGGCUCCACGUACCUGCUCUUGCGGGUUUUGUUGUCUGUUUCUUUAUGUUGACUUAGUCUGUGGCGUAAUUUCCACUCUAGUAAAACGAGUCUCCUACAUAUUGUGUAUGCUUAAAGCAACAGACCCCUCCCUCCUUCCCUUGGGAAACAGAUCCAGGCUUUUUUUACACCUUUGCAGACCGAGGUCAUAGAUCUCUCCCAGAACCUGGGGAGUCUUAGGGGUCAGCUCUGGCUUCUGGCAUCUGACUGGUUAUCUGCAUGGCACACUCACGACAAGAGCUGUUGGAGAGAAUGUUGCCAGUUAACUUGAGGGUCUUGGAAGUAAGACCCAGUGGCCAAGUAUCAAGCAUCCAGGCCAUUUUCUGAUUCUAAAGAGGUUUCUCUGGCUUUUCAGAAUGAAGUACCACACUAAGUCUGACUUAUGUCAUAUAAGUAAAAUUUAAGAGGGAAGGGUGAGGAAAGGUGGGAGGCCAGCAUCCUAGCCCACACUCAGGAUCACCACUCAUCUUUCCAGAGCGUUCUGGACUUAGAGCUGAGCAGCAGGCAGAGGGCGUUAGUCUCAUUGUGAGUUUUUUUGUUUUUGUUUUUUUUUUAAUAUCAUCAUAACGUUAUUUA
Messenger RNA from Onychomys torridus (southern grasshopper mouse), 3511 nucleotides. RefSeq names its product forkhead box K2 (gene Foxk2). The coding region runs from base 143 to 2098 and encodes 651 amino acids. Gene Ontology annotation, molecular function: protein binding; RNA polymerase II cis-regulatory region sequence-specific DNA binding; DNA-binding transcription factor activity, RNA polymerase II-specific. The transcript is spliced from 9 exons. Lineage: Eukaryota; Metazoa; Chordata; Mammalia; Rodentia; Cricetidae. The record is from RefSeq and is a predicted model, not a curated record. Gene Ontology annotation, biological process: regulation of transcription by RNA polymerase II.